AUGUGUUUCAGUCUAUUAAAAAAUUGGGAUUCUGUAGUUACAUCUCUUAUCAACAUUAGAGAUUCUACAUCUAAAAAAGCUAUAACCAAAAAUGAAGCAAACGGAAUUUUUUUGCAUUUAAAUAAAUUGGAAACUGCAAUUUUAGUUUUAUUCUGGAGUGAUGUGCUUGAACGAUUUAACCUUACAAACAAGAAACUUCAGUCUAUUUCAAUAGAUUUAAUAACCGUAUCAAAUUUAUAUAGUUCUUUGAUCAAUUAUGUCAAACAGUUGACAAGUACAAGUAUUUUUGAACAAUAUGAAAAAAAGCAUUAUUAUUAUCAAAUGUUAAGGAGUAUCAUGAAAAUAGAAAAAAGAAAAGAAAACUUGCUCAUGAUGAAACAAGAAUGA
Molecule: messenger RNA, 387 nt
Organism: Macrosiphum euphorbiae (potato aphid)
Lineage: Eukaryota; Metazoa; Arthropoda; Insecta; Hemiptera; Aphididae
Source: the annotation of a GenBank genome assembly